Cyprinodon tularosa is the source of this 1005-nucleotide messenger RNA. RefSeq names its product elastase-1-like. The record is from RefSeq and is a predicted model, not a curated record. The coding region runs from base 118 to 924 and encodes 268 amino acids. The transcript has 8 exons. Gene Ontology annotation, biological process: proteolysis. Gene Ontology annotation, molecular function: serine-type endopeptidase activity. Lineage: Eukaryota; Metazoa; Chordata; Actinopteri; Cyprinodontiformes; Cyprinodontidae.
GACAUGUGAUGAUGUUGGACACAUUAUCCACACCAUUAUCAGUAUUAGCUGCCCUGAGGGUAUAAAAGAGAAGUGGACAGAGGCUGUUGCAGCAGAAAGUGUGAGGAGACUGCAGACAUGCUCAGGUUUCUUUUGUUGACCUCUCUUGCAGCCUUGGUGCUGGCUGAGCCCCAGCCCAGGUACCUGGAGGAUGAGUCUGGUGAGGAAAGAGUGGUGGGAGGAGAGGUGGCCAGACCAAACUCCUGGCCGUGGCAGAUCUCCCUUCAGUACAAAUCUGGAAGCUACUUCUAUCACACCUGUGGAGGAACCCUAAUCAGGAGAGGAUGGGUGAUGACUGCUGCUCACUGUGUGGACAGCUCCAGGACAUGGCGUGUUGUUCUUGGAGAUCAUGACAUCAACAAAAAUGAGGGAAGAGAGCAAUACAUGAGCGUGAGCAGGGUCUACAUUCACCCCAACUGGAACUCCAACAACGUCGCUGGAGGCUAUGAUAUUGCUCUGCUGCGCCUGUCCUCUGAUGCUGUCCUCAACAACUACGUCCAGCUGGCCAAUCUGCCCCCCUCCGGCCAGGUUCUGUCCCACAACCAUCCCUGCUACAUCACCGGAUGGGGACGCACUCAGACUGGUGGUAGCCUGUCUGCUCAGCUGAAACAAGCCUACCUGCCUGUUGUUGACUACAAAACCUGCACCAGCUACGGAUGGUGGGGCAGCACGGUGAAGAACACCAUGGUCUGUGCUGGAGGUGAAAGCGACUCUGGCUGCCAGGGUGAUUCUGGUGGCCCCCUGAAUUGCAGUGUCAACGGCCAAUGGGUGGUCCACGGAGUGACCAGCUUUGUGUCUUCACUUGGCUGCAACACCUACAAAAAACCCACCGUCUUCACCCGUUCUUCUGCUUACAUCAGCUGGAUGAACAGCAUCAUGGGUUAAGAAGAUGAGCGAUAUACCUCGAAAUAAAAGAAAAGUCUGGAUUUUUUCUUCACUCCAUCAAAAUAAAAGUAAUAAAAAUGA